AUGGAAUUUCCGAAAAAUGAAGAGUCAAAAAUUGUGAAGAAUAUAUUCCUGUGGUCUGCACCGCGAUGUUUGACUACAGCAUUUUCAUGUGCAAUAAUGAAUCUCAAAGGUGGAAAAUGUCUGGCCGAGUCGUACGCAGAUGCAUAUCAUUUCGGAUCACAGAGGAAAAGUGAUCGUUACCCGAACGAUCCAGUUAAGCCUAAUGCUACUUUUGAAGAAGUAAGUAAAGGUCUUGCAGAAUAUGAGGGUGAGAAUUUCAUUUUCUGCAAAGAAAUAGCUUAUCAUUUGGAAUCGAAGGUUAUUUUGAUGUGCUACGCCAGCAAGGUCUUAGAGAAUAUAAACAUUCAUUCUUGAUCAGAAAUCCUAAUAAAUCUAUCCCUUCUCUCUAUCGUGUUGCAACUAACACCGAAGUGUCAGGUUGGGACCAUUUUAACCCAGUCGAAGCUGGUUUUCGUCAAUUGCUCGAGUUGUAUGAGUUUGUUGUGAAAGAGUUUGAUAGCUCUCCAGUUAUUAUUGAUGCUGAUGAUCUCCUGGAAUCUCCUGAAGAAAUGAUGAAAAAAUAUUGUGAAGCAACUGGUCUAAUUUAUGAAGAGAAUAUGACAACAUGGGAAAUAGGUUCUGCACCGGAGUUGGGUGCAGCCUCUUCGUUUAACGGAUGGCGUGAAGUUGUCAUCAGAAGUACUGGCCUUGGUAAGGUGCCGAAAAAGAGAACCGAAGAUCACCCAAUUAAAGCAAGUGAUGAAAAAGAAGUUAAUGAUUCAAUCAAUGAUAGCUUGCGAUAUUACAAGGUUUUAUACGAGAAAAGAUUAAAAUUGCCAUCAAAACAGACAAAAGCCCAAUCAUAA
Paramuricea clavata is the source of this 845-nucleotide messenger RNA. The record is from the annotation of a GenBank genome assembly. NCBI's taxonomy places the organism in Eukaryota, Metazoa, Cnidaria, Anthozoa, Malacalcyonacea, Plexauridae.